This is a messenger RNA of Solanum stenotomum, 1467 nucleotides long. RefSeq names its product mogroside IE synthase-like. The record is from RefSeq and is a predicted model, not a curated record. Lineage: Eukaryota; Viridiplantae; Streptophyta; Magnoliopsida; Solanales; Solanaceae. The transcript has a single exon. Gene Ontology annotation, molecular function: UDP-glycosyltransferase activity. Bases 574 to 1323 code for a protein of 249 amino acids.
GGUUUCCGGAUCUGCCAUCUCUUGGUUGUAGCACUGGUCGGUAUCCCCCAAUAAUCAUUCACAUACUUGACCAGUUUGACAACUUUGGAAAGGCAGACUGGGUCCUCUUUAACUCAUUCAAUAAGUUGGAAGAAGAGGUAGGUACACCAUAUCUCAUGUGCUCUUUCAAUCUUUUCUAGCUAGUCUUGAUUAUGUAUGCACGCCAGACUUGGGGACAAGAAGUUAAUAAUACUUCAGGCUGGUAAUGUAUUGUUUUCUUGUCGAAGAACUGUAACUUUAAAGAACCUAUAACUCACAUUUGAUUUGUUGUUCUCAAGCUUUAAAAGCUUAUAACUUGCUGGAAUUUUUCAGCGCCAAGUAUAACUUGUUGGGACAGGUGGGGAAGAGGGACAAAGUGAAGACGGGGUUUACUCAAACGAGUUGAAUAAGCAAGCCAAUAAGAUCAAAUUGCUCUUGUUGAACCAGCUACUAAUCACCAAGUCCUUUGUUUAGCCAUGCUAUUUAUUUGAUUUUAAGGAAGAUGAAUUGUUUGACUCACUCAGCUAAUUAAUCUGAAUUUAGGUUGUCGAAUGGAUGAAGAAAGUUUGGAAUGUAGUAACGAUAGGUCCAACAUUGCCAUCAUUUUAUCUUGACAAACGAGUUGAAAAUGAUAACGAGUAUGGCUUCAAUAUUCAUAAGCCAAAUUCUAGCAAUUGCAUGGAGUGGCUUGACAGUAAGAAAACUGGAUCAGUCGUCUACGUCUCUUUUGGAAGUGCAGCAAAUUUGUGUGCAGAACAAAUAACAGAACUAGCUGAUGCUCUCAGCCUCAGGCAAAGCAACAUUAUGUUCUUAUGGGUGAUGAAACCUGAUGAACAGAGUAAGCUUCCCAUCGAUUUCAGCAAAGAGACAUCAGGUAAGGGAUUGGUUGUGACAUGGUGCUCACAAUUAGAGGUACUAGCACAUCAUGCAAUCGGAUGCUUCAUAUCACAUUGUGGAUGGAACUCAACCUUAGAAGCAAUAAGCUUCGGUGUGCCUAUAGUUGCAAUGCCUCAAAUAUUAGACCAAAUAAUCAACGCGCAUUUUCUAGAGAAAGUUUGGAGUGUGGGGUUGAUAGCUAAAGCAAUUGAGGAUGAGAAAGGUGUCACUGCAAGUGAAGAGAUAUACAGGUGCAUCAGGGAAGUUUUAGAAGGAGAGAGAGGACAAGAAAUUAGAAAGAAUAUUACUAGCUUGAAAGAAUUGGCUAAGGAGGCAAUUGACACAAGUGGAAGUUCAGACAAGCAUAUUGAUGAGUUCAUUUCACAGCUUGAUCCUGCCUUCUUGAGACACAGAUCAAACUACAACUGAAAUUGUACAAUUUAUCUGACUUGUCUUGUGAAGUAUAUUUUAUGUUUGAUUAAAUGCUCCUGGUGUUGCUUCACAUUAUAUCGCACACAUAAAUUCAUACAUUACUUGUGUAUGUAUAUACUCGAGGAAAACGAAAUGGAGCAA